AUGUUACGAGAAAGGUCAGCAUUACGUACCGAUUCACUGUUACUGGAAACGUUAAUAACACGCAAUUCGAUGGGUUCAACGCUACGGCUGAUAAUUGUUUCACGUGAUGGUUCUACAAUACGGUUAAUAAUUGUUUCGCGUGAUGGUCCGAUGUUACGGCCAAUAAUUGUUUCACGUGAUGGUUCAACGUUACAAAUAGAUUCGACGGAAUGGGCAAUUAUACUACGAGAUGUGUCGGUAGUGCGUGAUGCAUCAGUUGUCCCGUUUGGGACAUCUGCCUUUCGAAUGACUGGUGAAACA
Loa loa (African eye worm) is the source of this 300-nucleotide messenger RNA. RefSeq lists its product as hypothetical. The record is from RefSeq and is a predicted model, not a curated record. The annotation marks the transcript as partial. NCBI's taxonomy places the organism in Eukaryota, Metazoa, Nematoda, Chromadorea, Rhabditida, Onchocercidae. The transcript has a single exon.